Molecule: messenger RNA, 916 nt
Organism: Tigriopus californicus
Lineage: Eukaryota; Metazoa; Arthropoda; Copepoda; Harpacticoida; Harpacticidae
Product: pupal cuticle protein 27-like
Exons: 3
Coding region: 268-888 (206 amino acids)
Cellular component (GO): chitin-based extracellular matrix
Molecular function (GO): structural constituent of chitin-based larval cuticle
Source: RefSeq, a predicted model, not a curated record
UACAAAUGGUCGGCCAUGCCAAACGUCCGUUCGACGAUUGCGUAGUCAUCAGUGAACAAACGGUAAGAAUGUGGCUCGUGUAUUGUUGCCAGAGAAGCGGGGCUGUCGGGGCUGCUAUCAGGUGGUCGAUCAGGUUCCCGCAAUAAUUAUUAUCCCCGUUGAUCUUUGUCCUGGGCAUCAGUAUUGGUCAACACUUUGAGGAGUGAAGUCGACAAGGAAUUGAAUUGGUUAAACUCAGUCAAGUGGUCCCAAAACAUUUCAAACAUCAUGAACAGAUUCGUCGCAACGCUUUCCCUGAUUGUUGCUUUGGCUUCCGGAGCGCCUCAAACCGGGCUUUACAAUGGGGACCCGAGUUUGGCCAAAAUCCUCCAGGAACAACGCUUCAAUGUAGGCAAUGACAAAUUCGGCCAUGCCACUCAACAAGAAGAUGGCGUUGCCAUCCGUGAGGAAUCCACCGGUAACAAUAACCGCAUUGGACAAUACCAAUACAUCGGAGAUGAUGGCAAGACCUACACCGUCAAAUAUGAAGCCGGAGUCAACGGAUUCAGGAUUUUGGAAGGAGACCACAUUCCAUCUGGAGGACAGACCGCGGCUGCUGCCGUUGAGGAUGUCGAAUACGAUUACCAGUACUACGACGAUGCUCUCCCUGAUUCUCCAUUUGUCAACCCUUACGAUCCCACUCAUCAACAGCCCGAAUUAUUGGCUGGCAACCUGGCUGGUCAUUUGGCCGGUUUAUACAAGGAGCCCGUGACCCAGAAACCAAAAGCUUUGAAUCCUUUGAGUCUAGAGGACCCCACUCACCCACAGAGGUUCUUUCCCUCAGGCGAUGUGCAAUUCAAUCGCUUUGAGGAUGGAUUCAAUUACAAUUUCCGAUCGAACAAGAAAUAAACCAUGUUCAUGAUUGUUUUACCAUUUA